UAAUCCAAAAACGUCCAAUGAAUUGAAAUGCCACUUCCUCAAUGGGGUUUGCUAUGCCAGAUAUGACUCUGAUCCUACGCUACCUCUUAAGUACUAUAUUCAUUCCUACAUAGAAUUUCCCCACACUACUUCCAAAGUUUCUCAUGAAGUGGAAAAAGGAGACGAAAUUGAAAUCAACUACAGAAUGAUUGAGGCGGAUUCUUCACCAGAUAUCAAAUACCUCAGUCCUUCCCAGAGAAUGUGUAGGUUCGACGAUGAGCCUAUCACCAACGAUGUUACCGGAUACAGCCUCAGCAUAUGCUAUACGGUUUGUCGUUACAAACUGGCUCUCAAACUGUGUGGAUGUAAACCGUUCUUUUAUCAUUUUCUAGCUGAAGGAAAAGUAUGUGACAUUUCUGGUUUGAUCUGCUUAUCGAAAUACGCCACUCAGCUGACACGGGAACCUUCACAAUUAGGUUGCACUUGUCCACAGCCUUGUCAUUUGAUUUCCUAUCUACCUCUCAACCCGAAAUACACUAAAUGGAACGAAGGUGGUUAUUUUGACGAGAGAAUAGCCUUCCGAUGGGGUCUCCUUCAUCCUACUACCAAAUAUCGCAGAGAUAUACUAUUUGGAUUCGGCGACUUGAUUGUGUCUCUUGGAGGAACAUUCAAUCUCUUCCUGGGUAUCAGCUUCAUAAGUAUCAUCGAAGCGAUUUAUUUGAUUUUUAAAAUAGUCAUAAGAAGUAUUCAGGAUCACAAUAUGACAAAAAACCGUAACAAAAUCUUUGUUCAGAGAAAGCUGCCUCUUUCCUCUGUGGUUCAAUAAUUGAUAUCAGAAUGUAGCAAUAAAUGAUAUCUUAAAUAGUAAUGUGACGUAGGUAUAUUGUACGACGUAGUUCCCAAAUGUUAAGGAUAAAAAUAUUCUUUGUUAGACUCCUAAUUGCUGAGUAUUUCUUCAAGUUUUUACUUCUGAAGGUUGUCGUUCGUAAGGGUGCAACAGCUGGUUAAC
Messenger RNA from Leptinotarsa decemlineata (Colorado potato beetle), 988 nucleotides. RefSeq names its product sodium channel protein Nach. NCBI's taxonomy places the organism in Eukaryota, Metazoa, Arthropoda, Insecta, Coleoptera, Chrysomelidae. Gene Ontology annotation, molecular function: ligand-gated sodium channel activity. Gene Ontology annotation, cellular component: plasma membrane. Gene Ontology annotation, biological process: sodium ion transmembrane transport. The record is from RefSeq and is a predicted model, not a curated record.